CUGUUUCUUGCCGCGACCGGCCUCGUGUUUCAGAAUCAUGUUCGCAAACCCAGAGUGCUACAUAUACCCGGAUCGCACUCUACCCAGAUGUCGCCGCGGACAAGAACGAUUUGCCCAAGGCUAUAUAACAUGAAUGGUCACCUGCAGGUUUUUGAUAUCUAAGCUAACCUAAUUCCACCUGUGCUGGUCACUCGCUACUUCUGUUGUCUUCUUUUUUACCUAGACUCUUUCGUUUUAAGAUAUCCUCUUCUUUGUCCACACACAUAGUCCUAAUCUCCGAAAAUGUAUUCCACGACAGUUCUCAGCAUUGGCCUCUUCACCGCUACCGUCCUUGCUCACGGCAACAUCACAAGCCCUCCAGCUCGUCUUCCCGGCCCAGCCAUGGCGCAAGUCUGUGGUCAAGCCGCUGUCGCAGCCAUCAACGCCGACGGCACCGGUCCUCUUGAAAACAUCCCCAGCAACGGCUCGCCACGAUGCAACAUCGGUCUGUGCAAGGGCGCUCAGUUCGCCGACAACCAGAAGAACGUCCAGCGGUAUGCGCCAGGGGAGCGCGUCAACUUCUCUGCUGUCCUGCCAAUUCCUCAUGAAGGCCCAUGCAACAUCUCUGUUAUCGACACCAAAACCAACACUAUUGUUUCCACUAUGCUAGUGUUCGACUCUUACGCGGACGAGAACUUGGCGCAGCUGCCGCUGAACAACACACAGUUUAGUGUUGCGAUGCCGUCGAACCUUCCCGCCGGACAAUGCACACAGCCUGGACAGUGCACGAUGCAGUGGUUCUGGUUCGGCACCAACGCACAGCAGACGUACGAGAAUUGCGUCGAUUUCGUCAUGACGGCGUGAGCGAAGGUCGCUGUCGCGAGGUGAUUUCGGAGUGAGGCGGUGGUGGCAUGUGCUGAUCAUGUAGAGCCGGGACGCGUCCUCUUGUCGUCCAAAAUUUGCUUCGAAGGUUACCUGGUUGUAGUAUCUAGAGUUCAGCAAACAAUUUGCACAUGAUACCCAUAGUAGUUGGUCCGCUUCCUAUGAAUUAAUGUCAUUAUAAUCCCC
This is a messenger RNA of Didymella exigua CBS 183.55, 1047 nucleotides long. RefSeq lists its product as uncharacterized. The transcript has a single exon. The record is from RefSeq and is a predicted model, not a curated record. NCBI's taxonomy places the organism in Eukaryota, Fungi, Ascomycota, Dothideomycetes, Pleosporales, Didymellaceae. The coding region runs from base 283 to 843 and encodes 186 amino acids.